Molecule: messenger RNA, 1048 nt
Organism: Vigna umbellata (rice bean)
Lineage: Eukaryota; Viridiplantae; Streptophyta; Magnoliopsida; Fabales; Fabaceae
Source: RefSeq, a predicted model, not a curated record
AAGCAUCUGAAAUUUUAAAAAUCUUGAAUAAAAUCGUUUUAUUAAAGUUAAAAACAUAAACAAAUUUCAAUUUAUGAAUUCUUUUUAUCAUCAAUGAAAAGAAGUUUAUCCAUCCAAAAUUUAUGUGCUGAUCUAAAAUAUCAAAUGCUCAUUCCCAUGGUUCAACAAGUAUUAGAUAUCAGAUAUACCGCCUAAAGGAGAAUUUUUGUACUAUUCCAAUGCCAAGAACUCGUUCCGAGAUCCACUUAUUAGAUAUACUUGAUAAUAGAGCUUGAUUUUGGUAAGAUUUGUAUUUUACAAUUUAAAAUUACGCCUACUACUACUUUCAAAAUAAUAGUUACAAAAAAAAUUAACAUUUUUAAUUUUAUAAAUAUGUAACACCCUCUUUUAUAUCAUGUAAUGAUGCCCCUUGUAGACGUCUAUACGUCAAAGAUACUUAUGUUUGUUUUCCUCUAAAGUCCUCGGCUCUCGAAAAGCUCAAGAAAGAAGCAAUAUUUUAUGUGGCUUGAAGAGACAAGGAUGAGGAGUGAAAUUUCCACAAAAAACUGACAAAAGGAAGGGCUUAAUAUACUUCUAUAUAAAUACUUAUGCUUGUUUUCCUCCUCAGUUCAGAAAAGAAGCAAUAUUUUGAAUGUCUACUAGCAGAAGAGACAACGAUGAGGCCGAACCUCAAAGAGGAUAUUGGAGAUGGAGCAAACAAGAUUUCUUGCCAGAGGAGUCCUUCCAAAGCUGGAACAACUACGUUUCUGCCCUCUCACACACAUGGAUAAGGUUCAAGGAUAGUCUUUUCAGCAGAUCAGAUGAUGCCACUGAGACAGAAGAACUCAAGAAACAACGUGAACAUGACAUGAAACGUUGCCUCAACUGGUGGGAUCUCACAUGGAUAGGUUUUGGUUCAGUGGUUGGAGCAGGAAUCUUUGUGCUCACUGGUCAAGAAGCUCAUUACCAUGCUGGAGCAGCAAUUGUUUUAUCCUAUGUUGCCUCAGGCUUCUCAGCAAUGCUUUCGGUUUUCUGCUACACUGAGUUUGCCGUAGAAGUUCCAUCAGCA